Molecule: messenger RNA, 1479 nt
Organism: Lepus europaeus (European hare)
Lineage: Eukaryota; Metazoa; Chordata; Mammalia; Lagomorpha; Leporidae
Gene: NPB
Product: neuropeptide B
Exons: 2
Coding region: 1058-1411 (117 amino acids)
Biological process (GO): G protein-coupled receptor signaling pathway; feeding behavior
Molecular function (GO): G protein-coupled receptor binding
Source: RefSeq, a predicted model, not a curated record
ACAGGGCCUGGGGCAGGGUCCCUCGGCCCCUCCCUUGUGGCUGCCGCGACUGUGGACUGAGCCGGCCGCUGGCUGGGGCGCUGACAGUCCCCCCCCCCCCCCCAGCGUAGGCAGCAGCGUCCUAGAGCUGGGACAUCGCCAGGCGCCGCCUCCCUGCCCAGGGGCACAGCGCUGAGGGGCUCCACUGGGGGGGCUUGGCAGCUGCUGCAGGCUGUGUCCAGGGGCCCCUGCUGGCUCCGCCCGCCCUGGGGACUGCCCCUCACCAGGCACAGCGUGGGCACCUGCAGGGCCACCCGCCAGGUGUGGCCCACUCUGGGCUCUGCAGACGCACACAUCUGGUGCUCACGGUGCAGCUACACAACCUUGGGGCCUGGGGCAAGUGCUGGGAAGUGAGGGGCACCCACCCCGAGGGGUCAGGGGGUUUGGGCCGCUCUGGGGCUGAGCACGCCCUCAGGUGUGGGCUUGGGUUUCAGCCUGGCCUGUGCUCCCCUGCCCCUUCAGGCUCUCUAACCCCGAGCCCCAGCCGGGUCCCCGCUCGCGCUGGACGUGGCUGCCGCCAGAGCCCACACUGGUCUGCUUUCCCAGGCCGUGCACGAGGGGCCCCUGCAGGGUCCUCCCCGUCACCCCCUUGUUGCCUGCCGGAGCCCAACCCCUCCUCGCCCACGGCCUCCACAAGCUUGGGGCCUGGCCUGCCAGCGCAGCCGCCGUGUUGGCAGAAGCUCCCCGCGUACCCCCAGCUGCGGGCGCAGCGCUGCCUGGCCGGCACUGCUCCCCUUGCCCGCUGGGCGCCUGCCAGGCUGAGCGGGACCUGAAGCCCGAGGUCGGCCUGGGGUGGGGGAACCACCCCCGCUCCAGCGCUCCCUGUGCCUGAGGCGCUCGCCCAGCCGCCCGCCGCCUCUCCAGUCUGGGGAGGCCCCGUGCGUCCUUCGUCCUCUGCGCCGCCCACGCGGGGCCCUGCGCACACAGCCAGCUCGGGCACCUCCCCCCACCUCACAUAAAAGCUGGCGGCUCCGAGCCUCAUCCCCACCGCCUGCUGCUGCCGCCUGCCUGCCUCCCCAUGACCUGGCCCACUACGCUGGUGGCCGCCGCCCUGGCGCUGUGCCUCCUGCUGCCUCCGCCUGGCCAUGCGUGGUACCGGCCAGCUGCAGGGCCUGGCCACUACACGGUGGGCCGUGCCGCGGGGCUUCUGUCCAGCUUCCGCAGGUCCCCGCACGCACGGCGCUCGGAGCUCCCCAGCCGGGCAGGGGCUUCUGUGGAGCUGCAUCCCAGCCUGCAGAGCCUGGCCCUGUGUGUCAAGGAUGUCACCCCAGACCUGCAGAGCUGCGCACACCUGCCUGCGGGCCACGGGACCUUCCAGUGCAAGGCUGACGUCUUCCUGUCACUGAGCGCCGCGGGCUGCCCCCGCACCUGACCCCCACCUCCCCGCGGAGGCCCCCCCCCCGCCCUGUAGUACAUGGCUAAACCAAUAAACAGGAGUGA